AUGCAAUAUCAAGUUAUUUCUGCGCUAAGAGAUGCAGGCCUUGAAUCAUCAAAUUUAAUACUUGGAAUUGACUUCACAAAAAGCAACGAGUGGACAGGCAGGUACUCAUUCAACAGGAGAAGCCUUCAUGCUGUUAGUGAUACACCAAAUCCAUACGAACAAGCAAUCUCUAUAAUUGGCCGUACCUUAACCCCCUUCGAUGAGGAUAAUUUGAUACCUUGUUUUGGAUUUGGUGAUGCAUCAACACAUGACCAAUCUGUGUUCAGUUUUUAUCCCGAUCACCGGCCUUGUCAUGGUUUUGAAGAAGCACUAACAAGAUAUCGACAGAUUGUCCGAUGCUUAAAGUUGUCAGGUCCAACCUCGUUUUCCCCAAUUAUUGAUGCUGCACUUGACAUAGUGGAGAGAAGUAACAUGCAAUAUCAUGUGCUUGUCAUUGUUGCAGAUGGACAGGUUACCCGAAAUCCUGAUACUCCUGCAGGAAGGCUGAGUCCACAAGAACAAUCUACUGUAAACUCAAUAGUUGCUGCUAGCCGGUAUCCUCUCUCAAUAAUCUUGGUUGGGGUGGGGGAUGGACCAUGGGAUUCAAUGAAACAAUUUGACGACAACAUUCCUCAGCGUGCAUUUGACAACUUCCAGUUUGUAAAUUUCACAAAGAUCAUGUCUGAGAACAGAGAAACAUCAAAGAAAGAAGCAGCAUUUGCGCUUGCUGCUCUAAUGGAAAUUCCAUUUCAGUACAAAGCUACCCUCAGCCUUCAGUCGACUGAUAGACAACUAGUAAGUGGUCCUCGAGCUAGGCCGCUUCCACCUCCACGUGAAGUAAUCGAGUAUGAUGAAGCAGUUAAAUCAAUCCCAAAUGUGAGGAACUUCGAGACUGUUGAACCAACAGCGCCAGCUGAACCGGUCUGUCCCAUUUGCUUGACAAAUCCAAAGGACAUGGCUUUUGGAUGCGGUCACACAACCUGCAAGGAUUGUGGUGCAACCAUUUCAUCCUGUCCAUUGUGCCGGCAGCCAAUAACAACACGCUUGAGAUUAUAUACCUGAUUCAACAAUUUGUGUCCCAAUAUUCAAUGCUGUUGAACCUGCUUUUGCAAGUCAUAAGAGGCUUAGAUACAAGCUCCUUAGCAGAAAGAAGUAAUAUAUGUGGGCGUCAAUUGUAAUAUGCAAUGCUGAAAGUUGAGUUACAGCCCUUUCCCGUGUAAUAACUAGUGGAAGGAGAUACUUUUAUGUUUGCUUGUUGAAAAUGAAAGCUGAAAAUUCUGUGAUUAACUUAUGAUUUCUUUAUUCAUAUUUUUUAUUAGGUUUUUAUUUGCUAUCAAAAUCCAAGUUGGAACAAAAAAUCGAUAAUUUAUGAUUUCUUUUACCCA
Messenger RNA from Carica papaya (papaya), 1364 nucleotides. NCBI's taxonomy places the organism in Eukaryota, Viridiplantae, Streptophyta, Magnoliopsida, Brassicales, Caricaceae. The record is from RefSeq and is a predicted model, not a curated record.